UUCCCAUGAUGCCCCACUAGCAUGAAGCCAGGGUAUUUGAACAGCAGUGAUUGGGCAAGCAAUCUACCAAUGAGAGCUCUUGCCACCAAUCUCCCUCCAACCCAUGGCAUGCAAAUUAGCAGUGGAAGAAGGGCGAGGAUUGGUUAAGCUACCUCUGAUGUCAUAACAGCCCUGCUGAGACUGUUAUGAUGACAGUUAUUACAUGCAGCGAUUAACAACUUUGCUUAAUCACAACCGAAUUGCUUCAGAUGGCCUCUGCCAACGACACCCAGCAGGCCCAGAAAGAUGCCGCCAAAAAGAAAUUCGACUACAUGUUCAAGCUGGUGAUCAUCGGGAACAGCAGCGUGGGGAAGACGUCCUUCCUGUUCCGCUACGCCAACGACUGCGUGGGCAUUGACUUCAAGUUGAAGACGGUCUACUGGAACGAGAAGCGGGUCAAGCUGCAGAUCUGGGACACCACAGUGCGGGAGAGAUACCGGACGAUCUCAAGGGCUUAUUACCGAGGAGCCAUGGGCUUUCUGUUAAUAUACGACAUCGCCAACCAGGAUUCCUUCAAUGCCGUGCAGGACUGGGCAACCCAGAUCAAGACCUACUCGUGGGAUAACGCCCAGGUGAUCCUGGUGGGGAACAAAUGUGACCUGGAGAACGACCGAGUGGUGGCCACGGAGGAUGGCAAGCGGCUGGCAGAUGAGCUAGGGUUUGAAUUCUUCGAAGCCAGCGCCAAGGACAACAUAAACAUCAAGCAGGUCUUUGAGCGCCUGGUGGACAAUAUCUGCAAGAAGGUGAAUGAGAGCCUGGCCACCAACUCCAUCCUCAUCGGCAACAGCAAGAGACUCCGCCCCCGCAGUCCAGCCGCUGCUCCUCCUAGAUAAGACUCCACCCACCUCCGCUCCUCUCUUUCUGCCCCUCUCCCCCCCCGCCCCAGCGAUCACAUUGUUGUCAUAAAUAAAUAGGAUGGAACGUUAUGAGGAGAGGCA
Messenger RNA from Mauremys mutica (yellowpond turtle), 977 nucleotides. RefSeq names its product ras-related protein Rab-3D-like. The record is from RefSeq and is a predicted model, not a curated record. Lineage: Eukaryota; Metazoa; Chordata; Testudines; Geoemydidae. Gene Ontology annotation, biological process: regulation of exocytosis; protein localization to plasma membrane; protein secretion. Gene Ontology annotation, molecular function: GTP binding; GTPase activity. Gene Ontology annotation, cellular component: plasma membrane; endosome; synaptic vesicle. The transcript has 5 exons. Bases 249 to 872 code for a protein of 207 amino acids.